This is a messenger RNA of Nematolebias whitei (Rio pearlfish), 5948 nucleotides long. RefSeq lists its product as uncharacterized. The transcript has a single exon. The coding region runs from base 1 to 5787 and encodes 1928 amino acids. The record is from RefSeq and is a predicted model, not a curated record. NCBI's taxonomy places the organism in Eukaryota, Metazoa, Chordata, Actinopteri, Cyprinodontiformes, Rivulidae.
AUGCUGAUGGAGGUGUGUUACACUAAUGGUUUGGAGCCUGACCUUUCCCAGCAGUAUCCUCCACCCUUACUGCCAAAACCAGGCAAAGACAACGCAAGGCUUCAAAAACUCAAGAAGAAGAGAGGAAAGAAAAAAGGCAGCCUUUCUCAGACGCCCAUUCCCUUCCGCUCCUGUUUGUCACCUGUCAACGAAGCGAGCACAGACCUUGAGCACAGUGACCAGUGUAGCCCACCGAGGUCACCAGAUUCAGUUUUGAUUGCAGACUCAUCCAUAUCAUGUUUCCCUUCUGGCCCAUACUACAACCACACUGCAUCUGCAUUUCCUCAACAUCAGAACAGCGUUCAUGGACAAACUGGCAGCUUUGACCCUCUGCCCCAAUCAGCUGACAUCAGGAGUUCCCAGGAGCAGGUGGCUCCGCUGUUUGAGUGUUCCUCUUUCUUAUUUGACGAUGCGGCCCCUUUCAUGAUGCCCCCUUUAACAUCACAAACUGUAUGGCCACCAGAUCAGAUCCCCUCACUAUGCCCUCCCUCUGCUUUCAAGUGCAACAUGAGUUCCAAAUCAAAUAGGUCAGUCACAACGGUUUCUCCAUUCGCUGCAUCGCAAUCCAGCCCAAAAAUAUCAAUGCAAAGUCUGAUCCUAUCCCCUGCUGCCCCCAACUCUGGUCCAUGCCUGGCACCUACUCAAGUUUCAGCUCUGUCUCCUGUUCCAGUUCCGCUAUCGAUUUCAAACACUUACACACAGCAUUUCAUUCCCAGCCAGAGGGAGACAAAUGCUGAUUUAAAGGAUAACUCAACAAAAACUGCCACAGUCAACAGCAAUGACAGCAGUGUUCUUCAACAAAUGCCAUCUGAAAUAACCGCCUCAAAAAUAUCACUUGUUGAUGGAGUGAAGAAGUCAAGAGUUGAAGCCAUGCAAGCCAAGAUAUAUACAUCAAAAGCAACAUUUCAUGAGAUCUCCAAACCUCCCUCCAUGCAGGACUUCACAGUUACAAACCCAGCUUUCUUACCUGCAACAUAUUGUGAGAAAACAGCAGGGUCAGUGGUGAACAUUGAUCAGAAGCUGUCAUCACCUAGGACACAAAGUGCAAGAUCCCAAAAUCUUUCCUACACACCAACUCAAAUAUCAAUACCUAUCUUUGAAAUAACAAACCCAAACCCACAUUUAUCCAUGGCAAGUCCUGCUUUCAACCCCUCCCGAGAUUUACAAGCGCCCAUUGUUCCGAAAGAGGCUCUGGAAUCCACCUCAGCAGUUCAAACACACUCUAUAAGUAAGCCUCCAACUGUGACAGAUGAACAAAUGCAAACUAAUUUUAAUAGCAUGUCGGCCAUCAAGCCAGUUUGUAAAGAGAUGGAGAUUCCUAACACAGGAAAGAGUCCAAUAAAUCUAAAUCUUGGCACUGCUGAGCUGAAUCACAAGGAAAACACAACUAUGUCAGACAAUUUUUUAGUCAGACCAUUGCUUGCAGACUUAGACAACCCCAAAACAAACCAUGUUUCAAAAACUAUACCUUCAUCUUUGCCAAAAGUUCCAUCGUUUCUUUCUGCACCACAGAUUCUGUACCCCACACAAAUAGUUUCAAUGCAAGCAUCCCUAAGUCCAAGCCCAGUGUUGUCCACCUAUCAUCCUCCGGUAGUUGAGGCACGAAAGUCUUUGACAUCCCUACUGGAGACCCAAAUGUCAUUAGUAUGUUCCAAACCCAAAUCCCGUUCUGUGUAUUAUGGACUUACUCCAACUGAGUAUGCUGCAUAUGGUGGAAUUAGGACCAGUGUGUCACAUCAGCUCUCUGCACAUCCCAAGACUGAUGAAACCUCAGACAAAACCCACUCAGGCAAAUUUGUAGAUGGAUCAGACGUCUCAAAGUGUGACAAUCAGAUCAAUGGACCUGAGGACCUACCUCCUGUGGUUCACAAUAAGCGAUCGUCUCAUCCAGAGAUUCCAGACGAACAGAUUUUCACACAUACCAGUGAUGUAUUUGAGGAAAGCCGAUCUGGAGCUGAGAGUAUUGGAAUUCAGUCUAUUAACACAGCUAAUGUGGAAACAAUCCAAUCCAAGCUUUCCUUUGGAUUGACACAGAAAAUAAUACAACAAUCCACAAGUGAUGUAUCCACACCAAAAGCUUCAUGCUCAGAGGCUUCAGUACCAAUACAUAAAGCAGGUGAGGUACACACAAAAAAUCUGGCACACAUUUUUACUGAGGCAGAGCUAAGAACAGCCCCAUGUCUAACUGAUAGCAAUCAUUCAACCAACUCUUCCUCAUUCUUUGUGAAAGACUUUAAUAUAGAAACACAACUUAAAGCAACAAGUGGUGAUGCUGUUCAAAAAGUCUCUAAUCUUGACAAAAGCCCUUUAGUGUCUAAUCUAGAUCACACUGGGGAAUGCAUCAUUUCAAAUAAAAAAGAACUGUCAGGAAAUUUAAGAAUAGUUGCCAUGAAAGAGAGUGAACCAACAUCCCAUUGUGCCAAUGUUCAAUCUAUUGCAAGAAUAGAAAAAAUGGUGGCAGACUCUGAAAACAUGUCUGUUUUUUCUUCACCAACACAGACAAGACAUAAAUUCUCAGAAACGCAAGUUGCAGAAAAUGUAGCCUUCUUGGGAAAACAGUCAACCAAACUCAUUUUAGACAACCCCCUCUCUAGCAGAGCAGCAAGUGAAGAUAUUUUAGAUAAUCAAAAGCAAGAAGUAAUUCACAAAACUGAAGCUAGCGAUAGUAUUUUACCAAAUAAGUCAAAUGUGGGGAAUACUCUAUUAUCUGUGACUGUUAGUACAAAAAACACUCCUAACAACAGUAUCAAUGAGAUACAGUUUUCAGAAAAUUUAGCAAAAGUGCUAAAAAAUAGUACAACUUUGCUUCAUGAACCUGUUACAGCAUCUCUUUGCUCAGGGCAGCACCAUGUUUGCACAGCACCUUCCCCUAAGGUAGGUGGGAAAAUGACUAAACAGAACACAGUAACUCAAGUUUGCAGAAAUAUCCAAUCACAAGAGAGCAAUUCCCAUUUGCUUCCAUCAAAUACAUCAAAUGCACCUGCUGUAAACAUGAUUUUACCAAAUACAGCAACCAUAGAAACCAAAGCGCAUGUCUUACCUGUUACUGCGAUCAAGUUCGCAGAGUUUUCAAACAAUAAUUUUCCUUCAGAAACAAACUUGUUGCAUCUGUUAAUAACAAAGAACGAAAAGCUAAACGACACUCUGAGAAAUGCACCCAUAAAACCACAAGCUAAUCUAGGCUGGAAAGGCCCAACUAAAGUUGUGGAAAUAGAAAAUGUAGUUGCAAACCCAUACACAUGCACAAAAGCAGCAACACAAGUAGAAGAAAACAAUCUUAAUACUCAAGUGCAUCCAUUUAUCUCCUCUUCCCACGUCAGAGCAGAAAACCUUCAAACAAAACCAGCUGCUAAUCUUACAAAAGAAAACUCAAGUAUCCCAAGCAAUGAAUUUAACAUGUUCAACGAGUUGUCUACAAACCAACUAAGGGUGUCCAACAAUUCUGUUUUAUUUUCUCAAGUUGGAGCUGCAGAGACUACUCAUCAUUUCACAGCACAACCAAACAACAUCCAUUUGGAAGAUAUUCCAACCAGUCAAUCCAAAGUUCCAAAUAAACUUCACAUGGAAGCCUUUUUACCGGUAACAACAGAACCAGCCAUGAACAAUAAACCAUCAUGUAAUACUCCAAAGAGCAGUGGACCUAAAGUCCCCUUCAGUCCAACAUUGAGACGCAUACCACCAAAAAGUCCUCAGAUCACAUAUGAGAACUUAAAAAGUCAAUCUGCAGCAAAGUUGUCCAUAAGUGAAACAGUUAAUGGCCCUGUUGGGGAUAAAUUGGCUGUAAACCUUCCUUAUACAAACAGUUCAUCUGAGACACCCAGUCAACAAAUUACUAGAAAAACUACUGAAAAAGAGACAUUUUCUGUCAUUCAGUCAAAUACGGAUCGUAAUUUGUUAGUAAGUCCAUGUCCAAAAGUUCCAAAAGUUUUACCAUCCACAGUGGAAACACAGGCUUCCAACUCUGCAGGUCAUCCUGAGAUUUUGGUUAACAGUAUUAAACAGGAAACCCAACAGAUAAUAAAGAAAGGUGUGACCCCUUCACCUGAAAUUAAUGUUCUCACAUGUGUGGAUUUAGUAAACUCUCAGACUUUAACAAAACAGUUUAGUUCUGUUAAUAGAUCUCCUACGUUUUCUGAAAUUAACAACCAUGGUGUAAACCUGCCGUCCUUCUCACAAGUUCCUGCAAAUGAACCCCGUUGUAAAAACACCCAGCCUCUUAAUGAACCCACCAAAGUCCCGCAUAGUCCAACUGCAACCAAAGCAUGGGCUGCAAUAAGAGCUUCCCCUCUACAUGAGCCGCAGGUGUGUUAUAUACCAAAACAAACAUGUAUGCCCUCCUUACCACAAACGUGCCAAACUCCUGUUUCUUUUACCCAGUUGACAGAAACAAAAACCUCAUCAGUUAAUGUAAAAGAACAGAAAAUAUCACCAGUUUCACCUUUUGAAAAUGACACACGAGCUAGUAAUGCUCAACAGUCCAUCAUGAAAAACAUCUCAAAGCAGGGAAUAAAAAUGGCAGCAAAAGACACUUUAGUCCCUGAGGUGAAAGUACAUUCCCCAAUGCCAUGUAAAAAAACAAAUCAUUCUUCAGACUCACAUACACAAGGAAAUCUCUCCUCACUAAACCCUACAUGUAGCAUGCCCAACCAAAGUAGCGAACCAGUUUUCAACAGUUCUACAAGUCUAAAAGCAAUUUCUUCUACUCAGCAAGUAGAACCAACACCGUCCUCUACAAUCACAGAUAUGAAUCUUUUAGUUGCACAUACGGAGUCCUCAAAGUCUCCCAUCAACCCGAUCCAGGUUAACUCACACAUGACUAAUAUUCAGUCUUUAACAGAGCAGCUGCUAGAAAACACUUGCCUUGCAAAGCCAUCAAAAGAUACUGUCAUAAAACCAUCCAUAGUUAAAGAUGCUGUGAUUGAUUCUACCACUCCUACCUCUCUGCCUCAGGCUGCAGGCUCAGUAAAAGCUCCACCAAACAGAGGAACAUCACCGCCAUCUCAGCAAAAAACUGGCCUCAAAAUCAAGGACCUUCUGAAGGCCAAAGGCAAAGUGGCAUCAAUAGAAGUUCCAGCAGUCGAGCCCUUCACGAAGUCAGCGACAUCAACUGCAUCUUCAGUUACUGACAAAAAGUCUGUCGCAGAGGGAACAUUGUCUACAUCCACUGAGGCUAAAGCAACACAAAAGCCAAAAGGUCUAAAGGGUAAGCUCAGUGGGUGGACACGGCUAAAAAAACACAUGGUUGUUGAACCAGACGUGCCUAAAUUUCCAGAGCCAGAAGCCAAGCCUCUGGGAAAUUCCAAUGGUGGUGAAGAAAUUACAGUUAAAGUUCCUAAUGAAGUGGCUGUAGUCCAACAUACAAAUCAGGAGGUUAAGAACCAGGACGGUCCAAAGGCAUUGAAGAUGUGGGAUGCACUUCUUUUUCAAAUGUUCUCUACUAAAGAACGAAUCAUGAACCAAAUGAACGUCAACAAGGAUGACUCAGAGAAGAAAAAAUCCUCCAAAGAUGAACAGGCAGCAGUUCCAUCUUUCGUCAAUCGCCUGCCCAUUUUACUGUACAGCCCUCGGUUUGAUGCCAGGAAGCUGAAAGAGGCAGCAGAGAAGCCGCUUGCAAAAAUAGCAUCGGUUUUUGAAAAGGGGUUGAUAAAACGCAAAACACACGAGGAAGACCGGAAGGAUUUCAACAGAACAGCCAAAGGAUUUGGUUCAACAAAAACUACCGAUGCAGCCGAUGAAACUUAUGAAUGAGGUGAUUUGUAAGCAAAUCAUUUUAUUUGUGGUAUACCACAAAAUAAAAUGAAGCCAGGUUUUGAUUCAGUAGGACAUGCAAACGACAAGACAAUUUAAUAAUGUAAGCAACAAAUUGGAUAAAUGAUGGGUUACUGCUUGAUCACAUGAAUUUGUCCUAG